AUGUUCAGCCGCAGUGUCAACAAAUCAAAAACCGAGAGCUUCUCCAGAAGCAGUCGACGCGGCAUCAAGAAGUCCUCAUUUCGGGACCACGCCGUGUCGAAGAACAGAUCAGAGAGGUCCACAAUCCGCAGACCUCCAACCGAAGAAGCAAACCCGAUGGGCAGUACCCUCACAUCCCCUAUCAUCACCAUCGUCGUCGGCCGUGAACAACGCCUUUUCGCCGCCCAUGAAGACGUCCUCUGCACCUCCCCCUUCUUCCAAGCCGCCUGUCGUGGCCAGUUCAUGGAAGCGAGCACCAAACGCAUCUUUCUGCCCGACGAAGAACCCGAGAUCUUCUCCUCGGUGCUCGAGUACCUGUACAAAGGCGACUACUACCCGAAACUCGUACACAACAAGCGGAAGAACACUUGGGAUUUGGAGAUGGUCGGUGGACAGGGCAGUGUGGAGAGCACCGUCUAUCAUCAUAGUGUAGAUGGGGAGCUGUUGAAAGAUACGUUGAUCUACUGCACAGCAGAGAAGUUUGGGUUGGAUGAGUUGAAGCGGGUGGCGCUGAGGAAGCAGGGUUUGCAAUCCGGCAUCCAAUGCUCCACUAUCCUCAACUCCGCCCGGUACGCCUACGCCAACACGCCCGACACCGACUCCAAACUCCGCGCUCACUACCUCGCUCUAAUCAUUCGCUCGCGCGGCACCUUCAAGCGCAGUGGCACCAUGCAGAUGGAGAUGCAGGCUGGGGGGUCUCCGCUGUUCUUUGACUUGUUCGUCGCGCUGUGUAACCACGUUGACGACGUUGCUAGUGUCGUGGAAUCACCACGCAGUGCCCGGACUCACUACUAA
Molecule: messenger RNA, 834 nt
Organism: Drepanopeziza brunnea f. sp. 'multigermtubi' MB_m1
Lineage: Eukaryota; Fungi; Ascomycota; Leotiomycetes; Helotiales; Drepanopezizaceae
Molecular function (GO): protein binding
Source: RefSeq, a predicted model, not a curated record